Lepisosteus oculatus (spotted gar) is the source of this 5216-nucleotide messenger RNA. NCBI's taxonomy places the organism in Eukaryota, Metazoa, Chordata, Actinopteri, Semionotiformes, Lepisosteidae. The record is from RefSeq and is a predicted model, not a curated record.
CCGAGCAACAGAGCGCAGAUGGAACAAGCUCGUAACAGCAAGAGGCAAAUCUCACGGUCUUGCAUCAAGCAUAAACUAAACUCGAUUAAUAGCCUAUGCGUGCUGUAAACAGGCUGAGGGCAAUGUGGAGGAAUGGGAAGGACUACAACAACAGACUAGUACAAUGCCGCAUGUACGUUUUAUCAGAGAAAGCAAAAGGUUAUGAACUUGUUUCUGAUUUAUUAUAACGGAGCAGCAGGGUCUGGAACAGAACCUUAAAAAUGAACAGGAGAUACUGUGUAUCAUCGCACUUGGAAACCCACUGAGAACCUGAGAGAAAGAAUGCCUGAAAACGUGUGGAAAGGCUCCGGUGUACUCUCCUAGGGCAUCCCGCACAACAGAUACCGUACAGGGGGCUUUGGGGGAAGGAGUGACAGAUGUCUUAUUGAUUGAGCUUUUUCCAGAGCAAAGUCUUUGUUAUUGGAUAAGCCAUCCAUCCAUGGCGUCAGUGCAGGGCGGAGCGAAGCAAACUCCAGAUUCCUCUUCCUACAGCAGUGUCUUAAUUCUCGGGACCAUCACAGCAGCCUCUGCCUUUGUGAUCACGGUACUCAUCGUGCUGCUGUGCAUGGGAUGCAAAAGGAAGGAGAAACCAAAAAGAAUCCAGGCAGAUGGGGUAAAACUGAUGGACAUGAAUUCACUGAGGCAAACAAAGCUGCGCUCCAUUAGCAAGUCUGACACAAGGCUUCAUGAUAUAAACAAACUAGACUACAAUGCAAGAAAAGCAUCGAAAAAUCGUCCAGCCAGCAUGGAUCUCCUGUACCUUCCCAACCGCAGGUCUGACUUGGACUUGCGAUGCCCUCAAAGCAGACAGCUCCCGAAAAUUCCUCUCGGUUCCGGGGCGGAAAGGGAGCACACCUAUUCUGAGGUGAGGCCCCGCGCCCCAGAAGAUGCUCUUUAUGAAAGCGUCGGGGGCAAGAAUGAGGCUGAGACAGCAGGCAGCGCUACACUAGUUCAGCCGAAACCACAAAACCCGGCCCAGCCCAAUGGGAACGGCAUCACAGCCCCCACAAAUACCCAAGCCUCGGACGCUGUAACGGCUGAGUACGCCUGCAUCCGCAAGGUCAGGAAGAACGACAAGACCCCUCUCCAGCUGAAGCAGCCUGAAAAUGGCACAGGUUCGAGAGAGCCAGAAACCAUCCGCUCUAACACAGAGCUACACCCUACACAUCGCAAACAGGAUCUGCCAAGAAAACCCAUUGAUGAGUUCCAUUUGCUUUCUUUUCCCAAGGAGACUGUAUUCAUGGGCAAUGGUGAACAGUACAUAUGGAAGCCCCCUGAAGAAGGUGAUAUCUCCAUGCUCCAGUCAAGACCAAGUGCGCCACCAAGCGUCCCACAUGGAGACAACAAUCAAGGACAGCUGACCGCUGUGGAGAUUUCAGAGAUGUAUUCAAAGGUGUGCAAACCCACAAAGAAGAGGAAGCCUCCUGCGUCACCUCCAUCCACUAAAGAGAACGCUGGGCACAGGACUGAGCACUGUUCAGGUAGCAAUGCGGAGGGGGAGGCGGGCACAGGGUAUGAUGUCACAAAGACACAGGUCUGGGCAGGAAGUGCCCAGGCAGUGAUGCCCAGUGAAGACCCCUGCUACGAGUCCAUUAGUGAGAAGACCUGGGUGGGGGGCGGGGAUGCUGACCCAGCCUACGAAACUAUUGACGCCAACUGGAAAAGGGACAAAGCCCUGGCACCCCAGCAAGGCAAAAAGAAGAAGGCAAUCUCAAAGACCCUCCCCAGGGAGAACUUAUACGAAAGCAUCAGCGAUCUGAAGCAAGGGGCCACCACCAGCACAACCACCAUAUUCACAUUUAAUGAUGGUGUCGAAAUGUAUGUCACGGGACUAUAGUGCCCACUCUUGAAUCAUCCUGAAAUGCCACUUUACAUAUUCUUUUCAUCCAUUCCGAUUUUUUAACCAUGCUCGAAAGGACGCUGGCCGGACAUGGCACAACAAUGUAAAUUCCUUGCCUGCCUUUGAGGGUUGCUAGAGUGGUAUACUUCACAAGCUGUUUUGUGUACAGAAAGCUGAAUGCAUUUUUAUUUAAACUUACAUUGCUACUGACAGUACAAGGUACUGAAGCUAGUAAAGGAACCAGUCCAGAUUUAGCACUCAAACCAAGUAAGAAUUAUCGCCAAUGCUUUACUGAUUGGGGCUAAAAAAUACUAUCCUUAUUCCUUCAUGAACAGCACACAAUAUGAUGAAACAAUGUACAGCAAACUGAGAUUUAUACUGUAUAAAACUUCUAGGCCUACAGUUACUAAGCUGCAUGCGCAGAAAGUUCUUGUCAGCUCUCAGAUCCUUAAAGGAUCUUCCAUCAUUUCACAUUACUUAGUCUCUCCACUUUUGGCUGAAAGUCUCAUUAUUAACCAUUCCAAAUAGCCACCUGUAAUGUAAUUUGCAAAGAUGUUUGAAGUGGAUUAUACCUGUUGUUUUUUGGGGUUGUAUAGUGUUUGUGAAGAAGUUAUGGAGCUAUGUUGUUUAGCCUCAUUCAAGUAAAAAGUUCCCAAAUUGUUCUAGUACUCUCACAUUGCAUUUCUAUUUCUCUCCACUUUCUUGGAGUUAGAAUGGGUUGUUUAAAGAAAAGACAUUCAGAAAUAAUUCCCCUUUUUGAUUAAUUGAUUGUCCUUGUAUUGAUUUUCAGUAGCUUAAACACAUUCUUUAAGUGUAUAUGAUAUAUACUUUAUGUAUAUUUUCUAGAACAACUAUAUAGACUAUUUGACUUUUUUAAUUUGUAAAGAGCUUUGAAGACAAAGUUCUGUACAAAGUGGCUCCUAAUAUGAUAUAGUAUAGUCUUGAGUAUUAUAGUACUGUAUAUAUUUUGCUAUUAUUUGAAAUUUAGUAUUGUUUUUUCAUGUUUACUUUUUGCUUUUAUUUUGUCCUUAACCUUGUGGGUUAAUUAUCUUUAAAUGGCCUUUACAUAAACUAACAACAGGUUUAGAAUUAGUCACCGAUUUCAAAUAUGAAUAUUGUUUGAGAAUAGGACUUGUUUACAAUCUGAAAUCAUAAUGUCAUUCACUCCAGCUCCUAACUUCAGUACAUAUCUAACUCAAAGGAACCAUAUACCUGUCUUUACUCAUGUGCCCCGCCAGACCAGCCCGUUAUGUUUUGCACUGGGAAUCUGAAAACAGAGAAACAUUAAGUGCCAACCAGGGGACACAGAGCCAUUGAUUGUGUGCCACCCCAAACCUGUCAGCUGUGUCUCUGCCUGAUGUCUACUCUACAGGUUGCAUAACUCAAUCAAUGAGCCUUUAAAUACAGAGCCACUUUGGAAUGUUCUCCAUAUUUUCACUUGUAAAACCAAAACCUUUUGCAAGCUUCAGUUUUUCUAAACCAGAAAGUAGCCAGUUAAUUAUUUGUUUUUAGUUGCUCCACCGAAGGUACUUAACAUGUCAUCCUUAUGUUUUCCCAUGUUUUUAAAUGUGUUUGUAUUUAAAUGUAUGGAUAAGCUUUGAGACUGUACUCCGACUGUGUGACGUGUGCAGUGGAUUAUCUACCUGAAAGUCUGCUUCCACGUGAUUAUUCCUUUGCCAAGACUCCGUUCCAGCGACCUCUGCCACAGUCUCUGGUUAGACUGUUGGUGGAGGGAGGAUUCCAAAGAAAACAAAGUAAUGAGCACAAAAUUACAAGCGAGAGAGAUUUUGGAAGCUCGCCUUUUUAUCUGGUCCGUCUUCAAAAAGGCCUCUUUGUAAACAAACACUUUCCCAUGCAGCUCAAGAAAUGUGAUUUUUAAAAAUAUUAAGAGUUUUAUGAAAUCUGAAAUGGAAAAAUUAAGAGGAAAAAAAAGCUCAGGGAAAGAAAUACAAUGCUGGAUUAGGAAUAAUUCGUACUGUAUAUGGGACAAUAAGAAGAAACAUUUUCUGAGAAAGCAAAAUGCUGUGUUGAAACCGUGUCACUUUAUUCAAGGUUACAAAUGCACUGUAUAUUUUCUAUAUGCACUGUUUUUAUAAACUAGAGAUUAUUCUAAAAACAAUGUAACAGAAAAGCUAAAUCACUGCCAUGCUUAAAUGUAUUAUUUUGUUAAAUGCUGUUAUUGCAAUUUGCUUGCUUGAAGGUGCAUGCACUUAAUCUGCUAUGGUACCUGAGAAUGUUUACACAGUUACACAGCAAUUUUAUUUCAGGAUUAGCUCUUGAUAUAUGGAUUAUGACAAUGCCACUUUGUCCUGAUAUGCCUAGAUACUGCAUGAUAACAAUAAAAGCUUAACUGAUAGCACUGAUUGCUGAAAGCCUCUAUUUGUUCAAUUAGAACCCACAACUCAGAGAAGACAAAACCAAUGCAGUGCUUGCUGAACCAGUACCUUGACUGAAACUCAGUCCAGAAAAGAAUGUGUGGUAAGAGUCUGGGGAAGCAAGUUCUGUCUACAUGAACACCUGAUUCUUCUCACCUCUAGACACAUCCUGUGACGCACAAGGAUUAAGUGGUAAUUAUUUAUAUAUAUAUACAUGUACCAUUAAGAAUACACAGAUGACUAAGGCAUUUUAAAAUCCUGAGUCAAGAGAACUGCACAUCUCACAUCAAGUCCUUACAGCUUUAUAAUUACUUUUUAAGCCAAUAGGCUCGAGGAAGAUCGAGAGGACUUUAGGGAUCACAAGAACAAGUGCAUAGUUAUAAAGAAUAUAUAUGCUGUGUGACAUGCACUAAACCACCCUGCUAGGAUUAGAUUCCCACUCAAAGCCAUACAAUUCCUCCUUAGACAGUGGUGACUUCUGCUAUAACAAAAGGACAGGCCACCUGCUGUUGUAUUUCAGCAUCAUCCAGUUUUGAUGGGGGAUGAAAUCACCUUUUAACUGGUUAAUCUAGCCCUGUUACAUACUUACUGAGAAGUAUUAAAAAACAAAAUAAAUCGAAUGUCUCCAGUACACAUUUGUUGUGUUUUUAAUGCCUCUCAGUAUACAUAUACCUAUGUACAUAUGUAUAAUACAAUGCAUAUUAUAUUAGGGAGCACAUUCUUGAUGUCUUUUAGCAAUCAAAGUUUAAUUUAGCUUUAUUGUUCUGAUUGUGUUUAAUGUUUCAAAUGGUUAUCUGGUGACAAAUUACAGCUGUGUAUCAUUAUGGACAAUUUGUACCCAAGCAUAAAACAUUUUAGGUGUUCAGUUUUAACCUCAAAUAGAAAUGACAGGCCUGUAUACUUCAGAGAAAUGUGUAAAAACUGCUGAACAUAGUGUGGCAGCUGGUGUUACUGUUAGCUCA